AUGCCGAGCAGCAGCAAAUCCCCUCUUGCGGCUGCAGCUCACACCUCAGGGUUUGAUGCUGCUGUAGCUGCUCUUGCUGCCGCUCCUGAGACACAAAAGCAUCCUCAACGGGUCCCGUUCGCCACGUCGACUGCCGGGGAGGCAGCAACAGCAGCAACAGGAGCACCCGCAGCAGCUGCACCAUCAGCAACACUAGCGACAGCAACAAGCGAUCACUUGGCCUUAUAUAUUGAGAAGAAACUGCAACUGUGCAGCGCUGCAGAUAUAUGUCUGGUCAAAGGCACAACGUCGGCGCUUGUAUCUGGGUCUCUGGAGCCUCAUGUUGUGCAGCAGUUGUGCAGAUCUCUGCCCCAUGACCUCCUCAAGGAUUUCCCGCCAUCUUUGCUGUUGCUGCUGCACGAGCAGCAACUGCAGCAGCAGCCGCAACGGCAGCAGCAGCAAGAUGAUGGGGAGCAUACCUCCCUGUUGCUGGGGCUCGCUGAAGCGCUAGAGAAGCGCUGCAGCGGCUGGAAGGGCCUACCUGCCUUCCCACCCCACGCAGCAGCAGCAAGAGAGACAGCACCAGGAGCAGCAGCAGCAACAGGAGUUGCAGCAGCAGCUCCUGAGUUCGCCGUUGCGGUUCUGGAGGCGCAAACGAAGAUUCUGCAUAAACUGCGAGAGGCCUUGCUGGAGCCUCUCACGGAUUCGUUGGACCUCUCAGACUUCGCCGAUGCAGCAACUGGCCAGUUAGCGAGGCACGCUGUUGAGCUGCUGCGGCACAGUUGCAGCAGCAGCAGCCAGAAGCCGCAGCAACAGGUGCAGCUGCAGCAGCAGCUGCGCAAUGCCUACCGCAGCUGCCGGUGCCUCAUUCCUACUUCCUCGCCUCGUACCUUCCUCUCACCCAUUCUUUCUGCUGCGCUGCAGCAGCACGUGCUGCUACUGCACCCCCAAGUGAUGCCCCUUUUGUCGGGACUCAUAGCUGCUGCAGCAGACGUUACAGCCUUACUGCACUUCAGCAGCAACAGCAGCAACAGCAGUUCUGCUGCUUGGUGCCCUCUGUCUGAUGAGCAGCUGGUGCAUGCUGGGCACGAACUGCUGGCAGCAGCAACUCAUCUGUUUCCUGUUGAGUACUUCCAGCAGCAGCAGCAGCACAAACAGCAACUGGUGCUGCAGGAGGAUACGCUGAGGACUUUGCUGCUCGAUGCCCCCAAAGACGGUGCAUUUCCCCCCAUCAACGCUAUCAACCCACGACUCAUAUCCCGCCCCCUCACAGACCGCCAAGACGCUUGGGUGGAUGUGCUGCAGCAGCUGCUGCUGUUGUUGCCGCCAGGGCGACCUCGCCUAGAUUGGGUUGUUGCUGCUGGUCUCGACGUGCUGCUGGUACAGCUGCUGCUGCGCUCCUCCCUUCCCCUUGUUCGCCCCCUCCUACUGCCCCUGUUGCUUGACUCCUGCGGCGCUGACCUGCAGCUAGACAAGCAGCAGCAGCAGCGACAGCAGCAAGAACGGCAGCAACAGCGAUUGCACAGCCAGCAGUCGCUGCUUACUCUCCAGGAGGGGCAUCAAAUGCCAGAGAAACUCUGUUUUGCUGCUGCUGCUGCUAGGGCACUUAGAGAUGGCCUCUACAUGGCCGCUGCCGUCUCCUGCAUAGACGGUCUUGCUACUGCUGCUGCUCUUCCUGCUGCAUUUGCUGCUAGGCCAUACGCCAGCGUGCAGCAGCACUCCACAGCGCUUUUUUUUCAGGCGAGCAGCAACAGCAGCCACAAGAAAGGCAGCAGCAGAAGCAGCAGAAUGUGCGUCUUCAAGCAAUUCGAAAAUGCUUUAGGAGGCCACAGCACACAUGCCAGCAGCCCAGGCCACGUCGUUGCAGCCGUGCUGCAGGUACUGCUGCUGGAGAGGCUGCAAGGCGACGCAGCGACACAUGAACGCAGCAAUAGCAGCAAUGGUUGUUGCAGGCAGUUGCAAGCUGUCGUGCUAGAGCUUAUUGACCACACCACCGCAGAAGCAGCAGCAGCAGCAGCAGCGGGAGCAGCAGGGGAUGCGCCGAGUCCUGGUAGCUGUGGCUGUAAAGUGUCUACUCACCUCUUUGGAGCUUUGCUACUGCUUUCGUGCCCGCAGCAGUGGGCAUGCGACAGACUCUGCUUCCUUGCAUGCAGCAGCAUUGCCAGUGGACCCUCGCUGCUGCUGCAGCCGGACUGUCUCCUGGAGGCGGUGUCUCUCAUCGGAGAUGCGCCGCGUCGAUUCGUUUGCAGCGCUGCCACACAUCUGCUGCUGCUUCUGCAGCAGCAGCAGCAGCAAGAGCAACAGCAGCAGCAGGUGCUGUGCGCCUGCGCCUGCCUGAUUGACAUGUAUGACCCCUGCCUCCUGGAGGAGUGCAACAGGGCACUGCAGCAGGGGGGGCGCAGUGGCCGUUUGCUGCUGCAGCAGGGGCACAUCUACCGUCUCUUGUUGUUGCAGCGGCUGUUUUCUGUGUCCGCGCAACAGCGGCAGAGCGCAGCAACAGCUCUGAAGUGUCUGCUACAGCUCCCGGGUUCUUUGGAAACGGAUCCUGUCGGCGCCGCGUUGAGGCUGUGGUCAGAGCAGAAGCAGCAGCAGCAGCAGCAGCAGGUUUGCGGGCAGCUACUGGAAGAAGCAGAAGUGCAGCUUCUUUGUGCUGCUGCUGCAAACGGGCGCCUCUGUGCCUCAACCCGCACGGAGUCUCUGAACACGCUUGAGGUGUAUGUACACUCCAGCCCUACGGGCGCGAGGCCUUUCCUCCGCAAGCUCUGUUGCUCGCUUCUAGCUGCACUACCUGGGCACUUGUUAAAAGGAGGCGCAGCUGCUGCAGCUGCCGCUGCAGCAGCAGCGGCUGCUGCGGCGACGGCGGGCGUGGGUGCUGCAGGAGACGAAGACGAGCCGUUGCUCCUCUCUCUUCUUGAGCUGCUACGCCUUGCAGUGCAGAUGCAGAAGCAACAGCAGGAUCUGCUACAACAGCAGCUAUCACAUCAGCAGCAGCAGCAAGAGCAACAGGCAUUGCUGACCGCAGCAGCUCGCGUGUUGUCGCUUCCGUUGCUGCUUUUGCCUCCCGGAGAUCCGCUGCUCUAUCCCGUAAUUGAGGUGUACAGACACCUGCUUGGGGAUACAUUGGCUCUGCUGUGCUUCUCCAGGCAGGCGGCUUUGUCUGUUGCCUGUCUGCAGUUGUGUGCAGUGCUGCUGUUUCAUCCGCAGCAGUCUUUGCUGCUGCCACACCGACUGUGUCCGCUGGGCCCGCAGCUGGAAACGCUGCUGCGGGAGCCACAGCCUCAGCAGCAAACGCAGCAGCAGCAGCAGCAGCCGCUGCGGCUGCUGCUUCCCACUUGGCUGUCUCUGCGCGUCGAGCUGCCCAUGGAAACGGCGACAUUCAGCUGCUCCACUGCAGCACAGGCUGCAUGGGCUAACCGCAGCGAAGAUUUGGCUUUCCUCGUGGCUAGCCAGCUGGUUAGCGACCCUCCCGCUCUUAAAGCAGCAGCAGCAGCAGCAACGGCGACUGCUGCUUUUGCCGCUGCUGGAGGCAGUGCAGCGCCACAGCUGCAGCAAGAUGACCCACGUAUAGAGGACAGCGGCAUGCGGAGCGGCCCCCCUUCCAAGCCCUCUUCUGCCACCACCGCGGCUCCCGCAGCAGCAGCAACAACCGCAGCAGCAACGACAGCAGCUGAUGCAGCACCAGCCGAGUGCAGCGUCUGUCUCUGCCGUUCGCAGUCUGUGUACUUGGGGGUCACGUUGUCAGAGCCUUCUCCUGAAGGCACAGAUAGUAAAACUGAAUUCGCUAUCUCCCGGCUGAGCCUGUCUCGCCAGACAGCGCAGCAGCUGCUGCUGCCUGUGAACCCCACGCUGAAGAAACUCUUAGGCGUACUGUCACACCCCCCGAUGCUGCAGGGGGCCCUACCACCGCUGCGCCUGCAGCAGCAGCAGCAGCAGCAGCAGUGGCUAGGUGAUAGCUACUGUACACUUCCAGUUGCUGUUGCUGCUUCGAGUCCUGCUGUUGCUGCUGCAGGUAGCAGCAGCAGCAACCGGCCGUCUGAUGUUGUUACCUACGCGGAGGCGCUGCAGUCUUGCAGGAAGAUAACGGCAGCGCUGCAGCUGCCAGGGGAUUCUGCUGCUGCCGCUGUCUGCUGCCUCCGCCGGAACGGGCUGGCAGCAGCAGCAGCAAUGGCACGCUGGUGCUGCUGCUGCUCUCUGUCAGCUGCUGCUGCCAAGGGCCUACGGGCCGUUGCUGUUGCAGUGAAGCGCUACACCUACCCCUACCUGCAGCAGCUGGCACAGCAGGUGGCAGAGACAAUGCUGGGGGCGGAGGAGCAAGCAGCAGCAGCUUCAGCAGCAGGAUGGGAGGAAACGCUACAGCAGCAGCCCGCUUCUGGUGGUGCUGCUGCAGCUUGCAGUGGCGAGAUCGACCUUUUGCUGCUGGGCACGCAACUGCUGACGGAAUUGCUUCCCCUAGCGGCAGUUGCUGCAGCCCCUGCAGGCGCGGCAUACAGCUGCAGCAGCAGCAGCAACAACACAAACAACAUCAGCAGCGAAUGCGAGUGCUGCAGCAGGUGGAUGGCCCUCCCGAACCUUUCUCAGUUUUGUGGGAGUCUUCUUGGGGUUUCUGCGCAGCUGCCGCUGCUACGACGGGCGGCGCUGCAGCUUGCUGCUGUUGCUCUGCCGCAUUCUCUUCCCCCACGCCCGUGCAGCAGCAGCAGCAGUAAGAUUCGCCUGCCUCGAGCGCAGACAGACGAGCUGUGGCCUUUUGAUUCAGCGGUAUUCGCGGGAGGCCUAAACACAAACGAGCACAGCAGCAGCAGCAGCAGCGUGCUGCUGCAACUGCAGUUGCAGCAGCUGCUGCAGCUACAUUCGCGUUUAACAGGGCAAGACGAAGCAUCCAUGCAGGAGCAGCAGCCCGUAGCGGAUGCCCUGGAGGCUCUGAGGAUAUGCGUCGCCCACAACUCAUUUGCUGUUGCUGCUGCUGCAGCUGCACAUGCGGCAGCAGAGUGGCAGGAAUCAGCAGCAACGGGAACAGCAGGCCUGGCACAAAGCCACUACCAGCAGUACCAGCUGCAGAAACAGCAGCAAGCGCUGCUCGAGGCUCAGGUGAAGCUGUUAUUUUCCUUUAUGGGCAAGGCUCACCCGGCGAUCCGCGUGGCCGCUUGGCGCUGUUUGCGGAGCUGCCUUCAUGUGGCCUCAGGCUUUUUGCAACAGUUGCAACAGCAGCAGCAGCCGCAGCAACAUCUGCCAGAGCAACAGCUGCAGCAGCAGCAGCAGCAGGACUUGCUUCUGCAUAUGUAUUCUUGGACUUGUUCUGAAAUCUGUCAGCGUCUAUUGGGACGGAAGGGUCUGCUGCCAGGUGGAUUUUGUUGCUGCUGCUCGUCGAGCUGCAGGGAGGUGGCGGAAGCACUCCAGUGUCUAUCCACGCUGCGGUGGAGCAGCAGACGCACCAGCAGCAGCAGCACCAGCGGUGGCAGCGGUAUCUCUCCAGUAGGAAUGAAAGAGGAUUACGCGACGUCUGCUGCUGCUGCUGCUGCUGCUUUGGACGAGUGGGUCGCAAGUGAUUCAUUCGUACACCGCACCUUUGCUGCCUUUCUCACUGUCUGCAGCAACAGCAGCAGCAGCAGCAGCUGCUGCAACACCAGCGAGUUAGGCGCUAUGUCUCAUGAGUCCGCAUUAAACGGCCUCACUGCAGCUCUUGAACUCCUGUGCUGCUCUGCGCAAGCCCAUGCCGGGCCCUUGUUGCAGUUACUACAACAGCCACACAAGGAAAAACAACAGCAGCAGCAGGGCGACCAGACGGGUACAUCUGCUGCUGCGCACACAUGGAGCAGCAGCAGCAGCAGAGACUCCAGCAGCGAUAGCAGCAUUCUGAGUAAUAUUGUUGCUGCAGUGUGCCCGCGGCCGCACCCCGUGCUGCUGGUGCCUUUCCAUCGAGCGACAGGGGGGGCAGCAUUCUCUGCUGCUGCUGCUGCUGCUGUUGCGGCGGUGGGAACUCAAGAAGCAGCCGCUGCGUUUGCUGCUGCAGCAGAUGCAGCCGCCGCCGUUGGAGCCUCCGUGGGCGUCCAGGAGAUAACCAAGUGCUGCAGAGCGUUGCACCUGCUGCUGAACCUUCUAGAUGGGACAGACAUGCUCGGGCCGUGCCUUGGCACCAACAACAGCGCUGCUGCUGCUGCUGCACCUCCGGCAACAGGAGCGAGAGCUGACAGCGAGUCGUUUGCCUUGCUGCGACAUGUAGAGGCAUUGGUGCAGGCGACGUCGGUUCUGUUGCUGCGGCAUUCCCACAGCAGCAACGGUAGCUGCAGCUGCUGCAGCGGGGAGGAGCUUGACAGCUGGCGGAACAGGCGCAUCGCAGCAGCAGCAGCAGCAACAGAUGGGCGCCGUCCUAAGGCCACCGCUGACAUUGUCCAUGAGCUGCUGUUGCUCCUGCUGCGGCUAUUUGUUGCGCUGCACCGACAGACGGCGCUGCAAGUAGCCAAGCAGCUUCCAGGAGAGACAUCGGUGCUGCUGCUGUUGCUGCAGCAGAGGGAGGAGUUACAGCGGCAGCGGCAGCAGCAGCAGCAACUGGAUGACGAUUUGCUGCAGACGCUUCAGGGUAACCAGCAGAUGGGACCUGCAGCAGCAGCCGCAGCUGCUGUUGCUGCUGCAGAGAGGGCUGCUGCUGAGUACUUGUGGGCGUCUCCUUCCUUGUGGCUGUUUAUUGUUUUGUGUCUCCAGGUGAGUCUGCGCGAUGUGCGUACACCUGAACCGGCACGCCCGUCAAUGGACAACUUUAUUUUCUCUUUUCCACCCCCUUCUGACGCAUAUAUUGUUAUUCUUGCUGCUCCUGCUGCUGCUACUGUUGCUGCUGCUGCUGCGUGUGGUGCGUCUCAGCCUGUGGGUGCCGGUGCUUCAAGUUCAUCCGGAGUGUCUCGGGAGGCAGCAGCACUGGCAGUCUGUUUGCUGCGGCUGUCUUAUGACUCCUCUGCAAAUUAUUUCAGACCCACAAAAGCCCAACUAGACGUGGAGGGGGGGCAGGAAACCCCACUGCCCUUAUCGGGGGCCCCCUCCUUUCUGCUGCCUCCGCUGGUGCCGCCCCUCCCACACGGACAUCUGCAGUUGUAUGCCACGAAAGAUACACAGCAGAAGCAACAGCAGCAGCCCAUACUGCUACCCGCUGAUCCGCGGAUGGCGGUAGGCCUGUUCUCAGCUGUUGCUAACCUCCUGCUGCAGCAGUUGCGCUGCCGCAGUCUUGCUGCUGCAUGCGCCGUCUCCCUACACCAGCGGCCUCCUCAGAGUUCGAGGCGCCACAGCGCAGCAGCAACAGCAGCAGCAGCAACAGCUGCUGCCGCUGCUAGCCCUACAGGCAGCAAAGGAAGAUGCCGCAGCAAAGCCUAUGGCCUCUUCUCACCAUCCCAGCAACCUCGACAGCAGGAGCUGCACCAGCAACGACGCCCAUCAAGCAGUUGUUGCAGCAGUCCGAUGAAUGCUUCUCAGCUGUCUGUACACUCCAUGUCUGCAGCAGCCGCAGGGGAGGGCAACCCCGUUUGGCAGCAGCAGCAGCAGAACCUUGUUGAUUUUCCAUUAGACAACGACUUGUCACAGCAGCAGCAACAGCAACAGCAGCAUCAGUUGCUGCUUCUGCAGCAGAAUCGGCAGGAGUACCGUAACAGCUGCUUGCUGCAUGCACUCGGCGAGCUGCUGCUGCUGCUGUUUGCGGGGCAUCCCACCGCAGCAACGGCUGCAGCAUGGACCCGCUUUAUUUCCUCAACGGACACCAGCAGUAGCAGCGGCAGCAGGAAGCAGCAGGAUCCGGUGCUUCUCCCAGCUCAUUUGGUAGCAGCAUUGGAGUGUCUUCUCCAUGGUGCUGCAGCUGCGUCUCUGCUGAACUUUGCUGCUACGUUGGGUGCCCAGAGGCUCCAGCAGAAGCCCCCGUCUUUACGACUGCAGCAGCAGCCGCAGCAGCCGCAUCACCGGGACGAUGGUGUUGGGGACUUGGGAUCGCUUCUCAGUGUCAGUAACUGUGGACGCAGCUGCGGCAAUCUGCUGCUGCAUCGCGUGCUGCUGCUUCUACAGCUGCUUUCAGCAGCGUCAACCUGCACACCGGAUGGGUUUGCUGCUGCGGCUGCUGCUGCCGCUCCGCUACCUUUCGGCGCAGUGGUUGCUGCAGUCAGUGCCUUAUGGCGUCUUUGCUCCCUGCAACAGACUCUCCUCAGCCUGCUGCUGCAGUUUUUGCAGCGAUGCAUUUCUGCGCGGCAGCUAAUUUCAUUGCUGGGGGCGCCAAACAGCAGAAGUGCAUCAGGGACGUCCGGCCUGGAGCUGCUGCAGACGGGUGAGGCCCUCUUAAGCCUUCGUCUGCAGGAAGCUGGAGUUGUUGCUGCUUUGGUGGAUUCUGUGUGCAACUCGCUCAGCAGCAGCACCAGCAGCGGUAGCAGCACUAGCAGGGCGCGGCAGCAGAAAUUGCCGCCGCGCCUUCUUUGCAGCGUCCUGCUGCUGCUGCAGCACACCGUAGGCCCAGGUGUAGGGGGACCGCUCCUGGCGCAGCUCAUAGAAGCCCUUGCUUCGUCCCUGCGGCCCCGGCUGCAGCAUCUGCUGCAGCGGAACAACAACAACAGGACAGCAGCAGCUGCUGCGGCUAGUUCUACGCGCAUGCGGUGGAGCCUUAGCCCGGUCGAUCUGCUGCUACUGUCUGCACAGCUCGAAUGUCUAGGCGCCGCAGCAGCAGCAGCAACAGCAGCAGCAGCAGACAGGAGAUGCCUCGCCCCCCUAUUUUCAAACGGAGCAGCAGGUUCCUCACACGCAAAGGCGCGGACGUUUGGAGGGAGUGAUAAGGAGUCGCUGGAGGACUUUGUGGCGCCGCUUAUGCUCCCUGAGCUGCCUCUGCAGUUGGUAGCAGCUCUUUUGCACUUUUUCGUCUCUCUAACAGCAGCAGGAGCAGAAGCAACAGCAGAAGGAGCAGCAGGAGAGCGGCUUGAUGUACGCCUCGCAGAGCCGCAGGCAUUUGACGACAGUUCGUCUGUCUCUGCCUCUCCUCGCAGAUCAAAGGAACAGGCCGUACCUCGAGCAGCUGCACGCGCGGUUUUACUGCUGCAGCACUCAGCUGCCUUCCAUGACGCUUUGUUUUUCCUUUUCAUGGUCCGCCUCUCCCCGCAGGCUGUUCUCUCUCAGCCGACCCAGAAUUCAGGCAGAGACGCGCAGCAGCAGCAGCACCAACAGCAACAGCAACACUGGGGGCGAGCGCUGCGCGACGCGCUGCUGCUGCUUUCACAUGUCUUCCUUUCCGACUUUCGCCCAGCCAAUAAACUCAAACAGCACGCAGGGCCCCUCCUUGCUGCUCUCCAGGACUGGGUGGGGGUUCUGCAGCAUGAGCUACAGUUGCAGCAGCAGCACCAGCUGCAACCAGAGCAACCGCAGCAGCAGGAACAGCAACUGAUGCCCCUGUCGCUGCUGCAUGAAGUACGGCAUCUCCUCUUAAGCAAUAUCCGGGCCCUCAGUGCCCUGGGAGCACCCGGUUGCCCCUAA
Messenger RNA from Eimeria mitis, 9459 nucleotides. RefSeq lists its product as uncharacterized. Gene Ontology annotation, cellular component: SWI/SNF complex; nucleus. Gene Ontology annotation, molecular function: transcription coregulator activity. Gene Ontology annotation, biological process: regulation of transcription by RNA polymerase II. The transcript has 6 exons. NCBI's taxonomy places the organism in Eukaryota, Apicomplexa, Conoidasida, Eucoccidiorida, Eimeriidae. The record is from RefSeq and is a predicted model, not a curated record. The coding region runs from base 1 to 9459 and encodes 3152 amino acids.